AUGGGCGGGUCUGCCCAUCGGAAUCUCUCAAUGUUCAAGAAACUGUGCGGCCAUGAUGGGAUGAAGAAUGUGAUGUCCCUCACUGCAUUUUGGGAGGAUGUUAAUGAAUCUGUUGGCAAAAAACGCGAACUGGAAAGGGGCGCCAAGGUCCGGAGACAUCGGAAUAAUCGUGAUUCUGCCCUGUCUUGCUUGGAGGAAUUCAUCCCAGUUGAUUGGAAUCAGCCUGGGGAAGGAAUGAAGCUGGCCAUCCAAACUGAAAUGGUCGAGUCCAGAAAAGAUCUGGAUCAGACCUCGGCAGGCCAGGAACUUAAUAGUGUGCUUAAAAAGCAGCGGGAAAAGCUGCAACAAGAAAUGGAAGAAAGCAAACACGAGAUAAAAGAAGCUAUGAAAUUACAAGAGAGAGAAGUUGUAGAAAGACUCUGUCAAGAUCAGGAGAAGCAGGUCAAAGAGCUUGUACGCAGAGAGCAAGAUAUGAAAGCCUUGAAAAUAAGCAUGCAACGAAUGCAGAACGACCAUAUCAAGAAGCUGCAGUACCAGAUACUAUAG
Molecule: messenger RNA, 546 nt
Organism: Penicillium taxi
Lineage: Eukaryota; Fungi; Ascomycota; Eurotiomycetes; Eurotiales; Aspergillaceae
Exons: 2
Coding region: 1-546 (181 amino acids)
Source: RefSeq, a predicted model, not a curated record